This is a messenger RNA of Lizanozyma spartinae, 279 nucleotides long. RefSeq lists its product as uncharacterized. The transcript has 2 exons. The record is from RefSeq and is a predicted model, not a curated record. Lineage: Eukaryota; Fungi; Ascomycota; Pichiomycetes; Serinales; Debaryomycetaceae. The coding region runs from base 1 to 279 and encodes 92 amino acids.
AUGAUUUACAAUCUUUCCAUGGCUCUUACCAGACAACAAAAGAAAGAACUUAUAGCAUUCUUAAAUGCUCGACAUCGUAUACACAAACAAGAAUUGGAAUCCCGAAUGACUGCGGUGGAAUCAGAAAUGAGAGAGAAACUUCUACGUCGAUUGAAUGCUGUUAGUGUUAAGUUGUGGACGCUUAAGAUCUCAGAAGUGUUAACCAUUGAACGUCGACAUCGACCAGAAUUAAAGCGGUUGGUUGAAGAAGUAAUGGAAAUAAGGAGGAAUAAACGAUAA